AUGUUUGGCAUCGAAAAACUUUACCAAGAUGGCAUCACCAUUUUUUUUUUAUCAUCCACACUUCAGAUCGAACCACCAUUAAUGUCAUUACAGGCCGAUACAGAACUAGAGAAGCAUCUACUUUCAAGAUGUUACGACUCACAAUCAAAAAUCGUUGAGUUGCUUAAGGAUAGAUAUUCAGUAACUGGUUCACAAAAGCCUACCAUACUAUUUAAGAAUAUUGUUACUGAUACCAAAAAACCAAAAUCAUUACUACAUCAAGAAAACACCCAACCAACCAAAAUAACCCCAGAAAGGAAAAAAACUACAAGACAGGAAUUAAGAGAAUACAUAUCGAGUACGCUAAAUAAUCAACGUAAAUUAAUAAAGAAAAUACAAUCACAUAAUCGGAAAAAAACAACCAAGCAACCUUUUCCGAUUAAUCGAUACUUGCAACAAUACAAGAUUCCCAAUUUUGAUGAUUUCUUCCAAAUGAAUGAGCUUUGGCAAAAGUAUGCUCAAGAUUUGGUAUUUCAAAAUGGCAAUCUGAUGCAAUCUAUAUCAAACAUAUUACCACGAUUAACUGCUGCUGAUUUUAAUGGUUGUCUAUUAUCUGUACUACAGUCCCGAAACACAAAUGUUAUAGGUACCAGAGGAAUUGUUGUUUGGGAUGCUCAACAUUCAUUUAUAUUGGUUGUUCCACGAAAUGAAGAUAGUAAGGAAUGGAAUGAAGAAAAAUCCCAAUUCAGCCCUAGUGAAAUGGUAGGUGGAUUGAAAGUCAUUCCCAAAAAACAUACAAUGUUUGGGUUUGAUAUUAUUGAUCCACGUAAUGAAGAUGAUUGUUAUGGGUUUACUAUAGUGGGGUCGAGAUUUGAGAUCAGAUCAGUUGAUAGAUCAGGGAAGAAAUUUAAAAAUCAUUCGGUUGAUGAUAUUCUAUAA
Molecule: messenger RNA, 918 nt
Organism: Candida dubliniensis CD36
Lineage: Eukaryota; Fungi; Ascomycota; Pichiomycetes; Serinales; Debaryomycetaceae
Gene: POP4
Product: RNase P/RNase MRP complex subunit
Exons: 1
Coding region: 1-918 (305 amino acids)
Biological process (GO): rRNA processing; tRNA 5'-leader removal
Cellular component (GO): ribonuclease MRP complex; ribonuclease P complex
Molecular function (GO): ribonuclease P RNA binding
Source: RefSeq, a predicted model, not a curated record